CCUACAACUUAAACAUUUGUAAUUUGAGAAAAGUUAUGCAUCGGCAUGAUAAUUGGAACAGUACUCAGAAAAAGCCAGUCUCCCGUGUAGGCUCUCGCCCCUUCCAGUUCCCUUCCAGGAAUGGAUACACUCUGAAAGAAGUAACAAAUAUGGCAGCACUAUGGUGGCUUUGGCGUAUACCUCUGACUGUGGUGGUGGCGCUGGCGUUCAUGGCUCCUGGAGUGCCCACACAUCCUGCCGGAGGGAAAAAAAUGCUAGCCAUAAAGGUCAACCGGCUGACGAAGCAGGCCAAGAAAGAUGGGAUACUAAGAAUGAGCAACACCAUGUUUUACUAUUUUGUAUUGGAAGCACCAAGAAAUUACUCUGUGGUUGUGCUGUUCACUGUUCUCGACCAGUUUAGAACAUGCACAAUGUGUGCCCCAGCUGCUAAGGAAUUCCAGAUCUUGGUAAAUUCCUGGCGACACCCCAGUGCCUUCACCAACAGAGUGUUUUUUGCAUUAGUGGAUUAUGAUGAGAGCCCUGAGAUCUUCCAAAUGUUCCAACUGAGAACGGUGCCGAAACUCUUCCACUUUUCUGCUGAAAGGACAUUUGCUCCAGACGACAUCAGUCAUGUGAGUGAAAUGGGCAUCACAGCCGAGCAAAUGGCUGAAUGGGUGGCCAAGAAAACGAAGGUCAGCAUCAACGUCAGGCGGCCCCCACGCUAUGGUCGCCUCGCAGUGGGGGUCCUCGUGAGCCUCCUGGGUGGAUCUGCACUUCUAUGGAGCUGGAGCAGGAAGCUUGUUCACAGCAGAGUGUUGUGGGCAGUGUUAGCUCUGAGUUUUGUGAUUGUGAUGACGUCUGGCCAAAUGUGGACGCGCAUAAAAGGAGCCUCAUACGGCGAAAGGAAUUACCACACGGGGCGUAUACAUUACAUCGCCAGGAUGAACUCCUUGCAGUUCAUCCCAGAGACGUACAUCAUUUCUCUGUUUCAUGCGUGCAUCACCCUGGGAGUGGUGCUUCUGGAUAAAGCUGCCACGUGCAGGAUGGGCGCCAUCAAGACGACGAUGCUGUGUGUGACUGGCAUGUGUCUGGUUGUAAUAUUCCUUGGCUGGCUGCUCUCCGUCUUUAAAUUUAAACAACCUCGCUACCCCUACGGCUUUUCCCUGGGUUAAAAAGUCCCAAGGAUCACAGAGACAAUGGAGCAAGGCAUUUGCAAACAUGUAAAACAGACAGAUGUUUCAAGUGUCUGCAAUUUGAUUAAAGGGGACACGACAUGUCUUGACAAUAAUAAAUCAUUUGCUGUCAAAA
Molecule: messenger RNA, 1287 nt
Organism: Oryctolagus cuniculus (rabbit)
Lineage: Eukaryota; Metazoa; Chordata; Mammalia; Lagomorpha; Leporidae
Source: RefSeq, a predicted model, not a curated record